AUGAAGUUAGCCAAUCCUGGUCCGCUGGGACUUCUUUCCUUCACGAUCGCAACUCUUCCGGACGAGAACCCCGAAGAAAAUGCGGGUCCUACGCAAGCCGCAUUUGGCCUCAUUACCUUCAUUGGUAGAACUGCGCAGUUCAUCGCCGGCAUCAUGGAAUUUCGAGUCGGUAACACGUUUGAACGACGGUUCACUGUUCCUACGGCACUUUUUGGCUCAGUUUUGCUAUGUGUUUGCUCCCGUACCUGGGCAUCCAGUCGAAAUAUGGCGGGGAGAAGACUCGAGCAUACACAUUCGCCGUUGGUAUCUACUUGA
Molecule: messenger RNA, 315 nt
Organism: Penicillium cosmopolitanum
Lineage: Eukaryota; Fungi; Ascomycota; Eurotiomycetes; Eurotiales; Aspergillaceae
Exons: 2
Coding region: 1-315 (104 amino acids)
Cellular component (GO): membrane
Source: RefSeq, a predicted model, not a curated record